GGGCGGGGUUACGUGCGGCCGGGCCAGCUCGCGCAUCACAGCGAACCAGCGGAGAAGUGCUCGUGAAGUGGGACGGUAGUGAGUAGUGCAGUGUAAGCUUUAUAAACCCGUGCUAAGCGCUCAGACGUGUCAUUCACUUCUAAAGCCAAAUCACCACAGUUUAUCCAUAUAAAUACCUGGAGAGGUCCUAACCUCCAACCAACGAUGACAGAUACAAAGCGUCUUGCGUACUCCAUUAUUCAGUUCCUCCACGACCAGCUAACGUCUGGGGGCUUGUCAUCAGAUGCUCAAGAAAGUCUAGAAGUUGCCAUCCAGUGUCUGGAGACCGCAUUUGGCGUCUCAACUGAGGACCAGAGUUUAGCAGUUUCUGAGACCUUGCCAGAAUUAUUUGCAGCAGCAACCGUCAAGGUAGCAAAUACGCCUCAGGUUAAAGUCACUUCAGCCAGCAGUUCCCCUACAGAGGAUCAACUAGCAGAGGCAGAACAACUGAAAAGUGAUGGUAAUGAGCAAAUGAAGGUGGAAAACUUCAGUGCAGCGGUGGAAUUCUACUCAAAAGCCAUUCAGAUUAACCCACAGAAUGCAGUUUACUUUUGCAAUAGAGCCGCUGCAUACAGCAAACUCGGUAACUACGCCGGAGCCGUUCAAGAUUGUGAGCGUGCAAUCAGCAUUGAUCCCAACUACAGUAAAGCAUAUGGACGAAUGGGGCUGGCACUGUCCAGUUUGAACAAACACAACGAGGCUGUGGGCUACUACAAGAAAGCCCUGGAACUGGACCCUGAGAAUGAAAUGUACAAAACAAAUUUGAAAAUUGCUGAGCAAAAAAUGAAAGAAACACCAAGCCCAACAGGUGGGAUGGGUGGAGUUGACCUUGCUGGUUUGCUCAGUAAUCCAGGUUUCAUGAGCAUGGCUUCUAACCUGAUGAAUAACCCACAAGUACAACAACUGGUGUCAGGAAUGAUGUCUGGAGCGUAUGGGCCUAUGGGUAGCACUGCAGCCCCAACCCCCGGACCGCCAAACGACAUAUCAGGCCUUAUUCAAGCUGGCCAGCAGUUUGCACAGCAAAUGCAACAGCAGAACCCUGAGCUCAUCGAGCAGUUAAGGAGUCAAAUCCGGAGCCGCCCCCCAAGUGCAAGUAAUGAAGAACAAUGACACUUGAAGCGAUGAAGAUUCACCAUAAGGAACACGGAGAAGGCUGGCUCGCUCUUUCUUUCUAUCUUCUUUUUAAGAUCUAUAAUAUUUACAACUCCAGGGACUAAACCAAUUCGACAUCACGUGGAGCGCAUGCACGUGCAGCCGUCGUCCUCCCUGCAUUGCCUGUCUUUUGAAGAAACCAAUGUAGCCAAAAUUUUUAGGUUGUAUUUGGCCACCUAGUUGCUGAAAAAAAAAAAAAAACCUGUAUAGAUGUACAAAAACAUCACCCUGGUUUAUUAUUAUUAUCAUCAUUUCUGUGUAACUAAUACAUUCUAAUGGAGUCAUCACUGCAUUAUGGACUGGAUCGAAACAAAAUGGUUUCCAUUCUGCAGUAACAAGCUGUCUUUAUGUGAGCAGAAGAGUUUGUAAGAGAUAUGUACAAUGUUGAUAUGGAAAUUAAAUGUCACAUUUCAAGUAGGAUAUGAUUAAUGUGAUCCAUAGGAAUCUACAGGAGUGCUGCAGAAUGUUUUGCCAAAGGUCAUGCUGUGAGCUUUUUGUUUUCCUUUUAAUUAAAGGCUGCCAUUUUCAUUAA
Messenger RNA from Hemibagrus wyckioides, 1723 nucleotides. It is a transcript of the gene sgta, whose product is annotated as small glutamine rich tetratricopeptide repeat co-chaperone alpha. Gene Ontology annotation, biological process: post-translational protein targeting to endoplasmic reticulum membrane. Gene Ontology annotation, cellular component: membrane; TRC complex. The coding region runs from base 205 to 1149 and encodes 314 amino acids. Gene Ontology annotation, molecular function: protein binding; molecular adaptor activity. NCBI's taxonomy places the organism in Eukaryota, Metazoa, Chordata, Actinopteri, Siluriformes, Bagridae. The record is from RefSeq and is a predicted model, not a curated record. The transcript has 12 exons.